Messenger RNA from Seminavis robusta, 1303 nucleotides. NCBI's taxonomy places the organism in Eukaryota, Bacillariophyta, Bacillariophyceae, Naviculales, Naviculaceae. The record is from the annotation of a GenBank genome assembly.
CAAUCACUGAUUGACAACCUCAACCUCCGACGACCAACACAAAGAUGAGCCCUUGGAACCAAACACUCUGUACCGGUACUAUCUAAGAUUGACAACGUCUAAGCUAAGUUUAUACAGUACAGAACGUUCCAAGUAAGACAAUGACAGCAGAGACUUUUCAAAAGAGAACAGCGCUGCUGUUGGUGUUGGUGUUGGUGUUGGUGUUGGUGUUGCAAGUGUCGAGUGCCUUUGUGCUUCCCACACAACAGCAUCCCUCCAUCAGCACAAGUAGCAAUACGUGCCUCGGCAUGAUUGGCAAUCUGUUGGGAAAUGACAACAAGAGCCAACAGCAAGGCGCCAAUUUGCCCCGCGAUGUCAAAGACGCCGUUUCCAAAUGCCGUGCCGCCGUCCAAGAAGCGCUGCAGAACAAGUGUUCUCGCAUGGACGUGGAAAUGCCCGUGGGAGCCAAAUUUGGAGUCGAAAAGACAACCAACAAGUCCAAACGAACAGCAGCACAAGAUGACGGCGCCCCCACACAAUCCAUGUUGGAUCAAUCCGAUCGCGAAUUGGCACGUCUCUUUGUGGAAAUGUUCCAACCGGUCGGAGCGGAAAACAUUGCUGUCAUUUUCAACACGGCCAACUUGGCCGAGUUGGCCAAGAAAAAGUGGAAGAAUGAUUAUGGAGCCGAUUCCCGGGUCUUGGCCAUUGACAAUAAGAAACCUAAAACAAAGAGUGGCAAGAAAAAGAAAAAGUCCAUGGGAUUUGCCGCCAAAUUGGCCAAGGAAGUGGAGGAUGAUGGCAGUAAUAAGAGCAGUGGUGGUCCUUUUGAAUUACCUGGCAACAUUGAAGUGGCGCUCUUUGUCGCACCCGGUCCCAAGGAAUUGAUGCAAGUCGAAAAGGUCUGCACUACCGUAGGAAUGGGAACCUUGGUCGUUCUCUUGAAUGCCAGAUUGUCCAUGCUUCAGCAAGAUCAAUUUGCCUCGGAACAAGCCGAAACACUCUUUACCAAAGAGUUUGAACCCGUCUUUUGCCUCGCGGCAGCACCCCAACAAGAGGCACCGGGAUGUCUGCUCUAUCGAUCCUAUCCGGGACCGUGGGUAUUGGCACGAAAACCAAAGGUGGGUCCCCCCAAACCCAUCUUGACCGCAACACAAAGCGACAAACCCACACCAGAACAAUGUCAAGAGGCGUACGAAUCGUUGGAGUUGGGUGACGUCGAAAAGGGAAUUGAAAAUGUCUUGGAGAAUGUAGCAGGUUGGUUCAACUAACUGACAUGGUCGAAACUCAGUUGAACCAUCAAUAAUACGCUUGCGUGUGCUACCAU